CUGGGGCUCUGACGAUGGCAGCGAUCUGGUGACUGCGCUCGCCGUGCUGGGACGGGACGCGGUAAGCCGGUUGGACGGGCCGUGUGGAGCCGGUGAAUAGUCAUCCAGGUGGCUCUCCACACCCGCCAACUGCAGUUCUAACAAAGGAGAACACCGAAACCGUCUCCCUCCCCAGCCGGUCCUGUGGCUUAUUCUUCUCGCGGGAACGGGAAGCCGGCUUAUCCCCUCACAAUGAGCUCCCCACCGUGGCUGCCGUUGGUCGCUGUCUGCUUGCUGCAGAUUGCUAGCUUGGCCUUGGCCAUCCAGGAGGAUGACGGGACCCACCGUAACCGAGAGCCCCCGCUGCCACAGAGACCCGAGCCGCCUGUGCGCGUCGAGAAGCUGCUCACGCCUCCUUCUGCCGUACAUACCGGCAACGAAGAGUUCUCAUCCGGUAACCUGGGAUUCAUUCAUGCGUUUGUGGCUGCCAUUUCUGUUAUCAUUGUGUCGGAGCUGGGAGAUAAGACGUUCUUCAUUGCUGCAAUCAUGGCCAUGCGCUAUAAUCGCCUGACGGUGCUGGCUGGGGCGAUGCUUGCUUUGGGUCUGAUGACCUGUUUAUCAGUUUUGUUUGGAUAUGCCACCACAGUCAUUCCCAGAAUCUACACGUAUUACGUGUCAACCGCACUCUUUGCAAUAUUCGGUAUUCGAAUGUUAAGAGAGGGCUUAAAAAUGAGUCCGGAUGAAGGUCAAGAAGAACUUGAGGAAGUUCAAGCAGAAAUCAAAAGAAAAGAUGAAGAACUCCAGCGAUCUAAGCUACUAAAUGGACCGUCGGAUUUGGAAAGUGGCGGAGGGCCUACCGUACCCAAGAAGAGGUGGAUGCAGUUUAUUUCUCCGAUAUUUGUGCAAGCAUUCACCUUAACGUUCCUGGCAGAAUGGGGAGACCGCUCUCAGCUCACAACUAUUGUUUUGGCAGCCAGAGAGGACCCCUUUGGCGUUGCCGUGGGGGGCACCAUCGGACAUUGCCUUUGCACCGGUUUAGCAGUCAUUGGAGGAAGAAUGAUAGCGCAGAAAAUCUCAGUUCGAACCGUGACAAUCAUUGGCGGCAUUGUUUUCCUGGCUUUUGCUUUCUCAGCGUUAUUUAUAAGUCCAGAUUCCGGUUUUUAACAUUUUUGUUCCCCUUUCUAAGUCCUGGCUGGAUAUACCCUUUUUUUUCUUUUUGUACUGUACGAUGUAUAUAAUGUAUAAAUUGUAGGUUACAAUGAAA
Molecule: messenger RNA, 1243 nt
Organism: Spea bombifrons (plains spadefoot toad)
Lineage: Eukaryota; Metazoa; Chordata; Amphibia; Anura; Pelobatidae
Gene: TMEM165
Product: transmembrane protein 165
Exons: 6
Coding region: 232-1143 (303 amino acids)
Biological process (GO): Golgi calcium ion transport; manganese ion transmembrane transport; Golgi calcium ion homeostasis
Cellular component (GO): Golgi apparatus
Molecular function (GO): calcium ion transmembrane transporter activity; manganese ion transmembrane transporter activity
Source: RefSeq, a predicted model, not a curated record